Malus domestica (apple) is the source of this 1284-nucleotide messenger RNA. Its product is annotated as loganic acid O-methyltransferase-like. Gene Ontology annotation, biological process: methylation. Gene Ontology annotation, molecular function: S-adenosylmethionine-dependent methyltransferase activity. The record is from RefSeq and is a predicted model, not a curated record. Lineage: Eukaryota; Viridiplantae; Streptophyta; Magnoliopsida; Rosales; Rosaceae.
ACCAUCUUUUCACUUUACAAGUUUGGAGCAGAGACAGACAGAGAGAGAGAGAGAGAGAGAGAGAUGGCAGCAGCACAAGACAGCAGUGAAUUUUGCGAAGCAUUUCCAAUGAACGGCGGAGAUGGACCCAACAGCUACGCCAACAACUCCACUGUCCAGGGAAAAUAUGUGGAUUUUGCCAAACAACUUACAGUCAAGGAAAUUGCAGAAAAGCUUGACAUAGAAAUUUUUCGAUCUUCCAACACCUUUCGGAUUGCGGAUUUGGGUUGCUCCGUUGGGCCUAACACAUUUUCUGUGGUUGAAACCAUACUCGAGGCCGUGCAGCUCAAGUAUCAAUCUAAUAUGAUGAAUUCCCAAUUCCCCGAAUUUCAAGUUUUCUUCAAUGAUCACACUGCGAACGAUUUUAACACGCUCUUCAAAUCCCUCCCUCGCAACAGGCGAUACUAUGCAGCCGGCGUGCCUGGUUCUUUCCAUGGUCGCAUAUUUCCUAACGCUUCAAUUCAUUUUUUCUACUCUUCUUUCACAGUUCAUUGGCUUUCUAGAGUGCCAAAAGAUGUAGCGGACAGAUACAGUCCUGCUUGGAACAAAGGGAGAAUCGAAUACUCAAAUUCAACCGAUGAAGUAGUAAGGGCUUACGAAGCUCAACAUGCUGAGGACAUGGAGUGCUUUCUGAAUGCCAGGGCACAAGAGAUUGUGCGCGGAGGACUGAUGGUACUCAUCGUUCCAGGCCGCCCCAAUGGUACCCCUCAUUUGGCAAGUGCGACCUUCCAACUUUUAGGAGCUUGCCUAAUGGAAAUGGUUAGAAAGGGUGUUAUUCUGGAAGAGAGAGUAGAUUCUUUCAAUGUACCUAUGUAUUUCACGUCUGCUCAAGAACUGGAAGCCGUUGUAGAGCAAAACGGAUGUUUUAGCAUAGAGAGAAUGGAACAUUUGCCUCACAUGAACGUAGAUGACAGUGUCUUGGCAAACUUUGCAUCUCAUCUGAGGGCAAUCUUGGAGGGACUCAUCAAGCAGCAUUUCGGAGAAGAAAUCCUAGACGAGCUUUUCGACUUGUACAGUAAGAAGUUUGAAGAGCAACGGUUUAUGAUUGAGUCAGGGAGAACAAUCCAGUUUUUUGUUGCGCUAAAACGCAAGGAAAUUUGAUUUGAAUGUGCUGUUGUGAAUGUUAUAAUUUAUGAACCUAUAGCUGUAUUUUCUUUGCUCAUUAUUAUGCUUGGCGUUUUAUUAUGACUACCGGACAUUUUGCUUAUUUAAAUUUGUAGAACAAAAGUUUGUAUCGAAUCUUCA